CCUCAGUCUGGGUACCUAACUACUUCAAACUUCUCUCUCUCUCUCACACACAAAAUUUCCUCUCUCUCUUUUCUUUUCUCAUUGAACCAAUGGUUUCAUUAGUGUAGGCAUCUGUUAAAAAGGCUUCAACACUUGAACACUUUCGAAACCAAAGCACUUUAGCUUUUUUUAACACUUCCUGCAAAAAAAUCUGUCUUCUGUUUCUUCUUCCCCUUGAACUAUCUGUCCUGUCAAACUUUGCUCUCAAUGUUACUCCUCCUCUUCAUCGUCAUCACAUAAAAUAUUCUUCUACUUCUUGUUCUUCUUCUUAGCUUUUGCCACUUUGCAACACUUUCAUAUUUUCACAUACCCUUUUUCUUCUUCUUCUACUUCUUCUUCUUUUGUGAGACAAAAAGAUGAAGGCAUGGCCAGCUAGGGUGAUAUACCCUUCUUCACAAGAGAACACAAAUAGCCUCACUAGAUACCCUUCUUCUUCCUCCCACUCUUCUUCUCCUCCUUCAAUGGGAAUGGUCUAUGCCGACAUGGACUCUCUCUCUCUUUGUUCCCACUACGGUACUGUGGUUUCUUCUCAUCACCAAGAUUGCUAUGUCUCCAACGGGGGCACAAACUGGGGUUUUCCCUUCAUGAGGGAAUGCCCCAACAACAGUGAUGAUGUUGCUGAAGAAGAAGAGGGUAAAGGCUCUGAUAGCAGUACUGGUGAAGACAGUGACAAAGUUAACCACCAUGCUAAUAACUCUAACGAUGAGAACAACCCUAAUGAGAAUAAUUCUAAUAGUGGCGGUUCGGGGCAUUCCAAGCUUUGUGCUAGAGGGCAUUGGAGACCAGCAGAAGAUUCCAAACUCAAGGAGCUUGUUGCUCUUUAUGGCCCUCAGAACUGGAACCUCAUUGCUGAGAAGUUAGAAGGAAGAUCAGGAAAGAGUUGUAGGUUGAGGUGGUUCAACCAGUUGGAUCCAAGGAUCAAUAGGAGGGCAUUCAGUGAAGAAGAAGAAGAGAGGCUGAUGCAGGCACAUAGGAUUUAUGGCAACAAAUGGGCCAUGAUUGCAAGGCUUUUCCCAGGGAGAACAGAUAAUGCUGUGAAGAAUCACUGGCAUGUUAUAAUGGCAAGAAAGUACAGAGAACAGUCCAGUGCCUACAGGAGAAGAAGGCUGAGCCAAUCUUCUUCUGUUUACAGAAGAGUGGAUGAAAUUAACACAACAAUAACAACGACAAACAGCAUUGUUGUCUCCAGAGACACAGAACAACAAGCACCACCACCACCACCCUAUUGUGUCAAUCUCUCAAAUAAUGGAGGACUUGCCAACAACAUCAUCAACAACAACAACAACAUUAACAUGAUGUCUAGUUUUCCAUAUGCUGCUGCAUCCUUCCAUGGAGUAGUGCCUUCUUCUGGUGGGAUUGAAUUUGGCUUAAAUUCCUCACCCCACAUGACUACAGCCAAAGAACCAUUCUCAACCACCAAGCUGGCCCCUCCUCAUAUUGCCUUGUAUCCUCAACAAACAUCACUUGAUUUCUUUUCAGGUGUUAGAAGCAGCAGUGACAUGGUGGGAGAGUAUUUUGGCCAGAACCUUCAUCACCAACAACAACAACCUUCAUCUGGUUUCUACCCUCAAUACCCCCAAUAUGUGAUGCUAAUGAAUCACCGCCACCAACAAAACAAUCACAACAACUUUUACGGUUUCUCAAAUUCCACAUCACAGAUUUUAUUAGGCCACAGUGAAGCCUCACUAUCAUCAUCAGUGGCAGCAGAAGAACACAGAGAUCAUCAAAACUUGAGCAGUGAUCAGUGCCCCCCAGAUGCAACAACAACAAUUCCACCUCCAUUUAUUGACUUCCUUGGAGUAGGAGCCACUUGAUCAAAGUUAGAACCGAAACAAAACAAAACAAAAAGCUGCAAACUUUUUUUUCCCGGAAGCUCCUCAAUAUAGGUGUGGUCCAACAUUGCUGAGAAAGCCAUUCGAGGUAAACAGAAAGGAUAGUCUGCUUCAGUUUGGUGACUGUGAUGAUCUCGUGCGUCACUUCCUGUUGUUGAGAAUCACACUUCACAACCUAUGAAUCUCUGUUGUGAUUUCCUUUCUUUUAUCACAUGGCGACCCCCCCCCCCCCCCCACCCCCUCAA
This is a messenger RNA of Glycine soja, 2116 nucleotides long. RefSeq lists its product as uncharacterized. Bases 396 to 1853 code for a protein of 485 amino acids. Gene Ontology annotation, molecular function: DNA-binding transcription factor activity, RNA polymerase II-specific; RNA polymerase II cis-regulatory region sequence-specific DNA binding. Gene Ontology annotation, biological process: regulation of DNA-templated transcription. Gene Ontology annotation, cellular component: nucleus. The record is from RefSeq and is a predicted model, not a curated record. The transcript has 3 exons. NCBI's taxonomy places the organism in Eukaryota, Viridiplantae, Streptophyta, Magnoliopsida, Fabales, Fabaceae.